UUCCGGGUAUGUAGUGAUGACGACGAAUUUACUCUGCGAAACAUGGAUUGUGGCGACAUGAGUUUGUUUUGCGAUUUUUCCCCAUAUGUCUAAUGAAUAUUUCUGUUUGCGAGCACGAUGAGUUUCAGUAAUCGCGCUGCUGUGAUUGCUGUGUUAUUGAUUGUAUUGACGGCUAAUCUGGGGCGGUUUGCGGCAGCAGAUGAUCAGGCACACAGUAAAAACGAUGAAGAAUCUGACAUUAGUAAAGCUGUCAUUGAUUUACAGGAUCAGAAUGGCGCUGACGGACACGGAGAACAGCUGAUCAGGUUAAAUGACACGGAAAGCUCGAGCAAUGAGACCGUUCAGUCCACCACCCCUGGGCCCAAGCCCACGACCCCCGAGCCUCCUAAAAACGAGCCCAUCCUGCCGGUGCAGACAGGCGUCAAGGCCCAGGAGGAGGAGCAGUCCAGCGGGAUGAGUAUUUUCUUCAGCCUGCUUGUCAUCGGUAUUUGUAUUAUAUUGGUGCACCUGCUGAUCAAAUUCAAGCUUCACUUUUUGCCCGAGAGCGUGGCUGUGGUUUCACUGGGGAUUCUGAUGGGAGCGUUCAUCAAGAUCAUCGAAUCGCAGCAGUUAGCCAACUGGAAGGAAGAAGAGAUGUUCCGUCCCAAUAUGUUUUUCCUAUUACUUCUACCGCCAAUCAUUUUCGAGUCAGGAUACUCAUUACAUAAGGGUAAUUUCUUCCAAAACAUAGGCUCGAUAACACUAUUCGCCGUUUUUGGAACCGCGAUCUCAGCCUUCAUCGUGGGAGGAGGAAUCUAUUUCCUGGGACAGGCUGAUGUUAUUUACAAGAUGACAAUGACUGACAGUUUUGCCUUUGGGUCUCUGAUCUCCGCUGUGGAUCCAGUCGCCACUAUCGCUAUAUUUAACGCUCUGAACGUGGAUCCGGUGCUCAAUAUGCUGGUGUUUGGAGAGAGCAUCCUAAACGACGCAGUGUCCAUCGUAUUAACAAAUACAGCGGAAGGCUUUGCAGGCUCAGAUGUUUCUACGGGCUGGGAAACCUUCAUGCAGGCACUUGGCUACUUCCUGAAGAUGUUCUUUGGGUCAGCGGCUUUGGGCACACUCACUGGACUCAUCUCUGCCAUUGUCCUGAAACACUUCGACCUGAGGAAGACACCGUCUCUGGAGUUUGGGAUGAUGAUUAUAUUUGCGUACCUGCCAUAUGGUCUUGCUGAGGGCAUCAAACUCUCCGGUAUCAUGGCCAUUCUGUUCUCAGGUAUCGUCAUGUCUCAUUACACUCAUCAUAACUUAUCGCCCGUCACCCAGAUUCUCAUGCAGCAGACUCUUCGAACCGUGGCCUUCAUGUGCGGUGAAAACGCAAGCGUGUUUGCGUUCCUGGGGUUGUCUAUCUUCAGUUUCCCUCAUAAGUUCGAGCUGUCUUUCGUCAUCUGGUGUAUAGUUCUGGUUCUUGUCGGUCGGGCUGUGAAUAUCUUCCUCUCCUUUCUGCUCAACUUCUUCAGAGAUCACAAGAUCACCCCCAAAAUGAUGUUCAUCAUGUGGUUCAGUGGUCUGCGGGGAGCGAUCCUCGCUCUCAGUCUUCAUCUGGGUCUGGAGCCCAUAGAGAAGCGGCAGCUGAUCGGAACCACCACCAUUGUCAUCGUGCUUUUCACCAUCCUGCUGCUGGGGCGGGACCAUGCCCUCAUCCGCAUCAUGGACAGAGAGAGCCAAACACGGCGCAAGAACAAGAAGGACGCUAACUUGAGCAAAACUGAGAAAAUGGGUAAUGCCAUUGAGUCUGAACAUUUGUCGGAGCUGACCGAGGAAGAGUACGAAGCUCAGAUAUAUCAAAGGCAGGAUCUAAAGGGUUUCCUGUGGCUUGAUGCCAAGUACCUGAACCCUUUCUUCACCCGUAGACUCACGCAAGAGGAUCUGCUGCAUGGGCGGAUCCAGAUGAAGACGCUCACUAAUAAGUGGUACGAGGAGGUGCGUCAGGGUCCGUCCGCCGAGGAUGAGGACGAUGAGGCAGAACUGCUCUGAGACAAUCACACGAGGAGA
Messenger RNA from Puntigrus tetrazona (Sumatra barb), 2031 nucleotides. It is a transcript of the gene slc9a8, whose product is annotated as solute carrier family 9 member 8. Gene Ontology annotation, biological process: regulation of pH; sodium ion transport; proton transmembrane transport. Gene Ontology annotation, molecular function: sodium:proton antiporter activity. Lineage: Eukaryota; Metazoa; Chordata; Actinopteri; Cypriniformes; Cyprinidae. Gene Ontology annotation, cellular component: Golgi apparatus; membrane. The record is from RefSeq and is a predicted model, not a curated record.